Messenger RNA from Zasmidium cellare ATCC 36951, 978 nucleotides. RefSeq lists its product as uncharacterized. Gene Ontology annotation, biological process: L-ascorbic acid biosynthetic process. The transcript has 4 exons. Lineage: Eukaryota; Fungi; Ascomycota; Dothideomycetes; Mycosphaerellales; Mycosphaerellaceae. The record is from RefSeq and is a predicted model, not a curated record. The coding region runs from base 1 to 978 and encodes 325 amino acids. Gene Ontology annotation, molecular function: gluconolactonase activity; calcium ion binding.
AUGCCCGAAAUCAAAACCUACACAAUCGCGGAACCCUACCUAAACCUGCAGUGCGGGCUAGGAGAAGGCCCGCAUUGGGAGAGCUCGCGCAACAGCCUCCGCUUCGUCGACAUCGUGAAGAAGAAGCUGCACGUGGUGAAUCUGGUCCACGGCCCGUCGUCACACCAGCAGUUCGAUCUGGACUACAGCAUUGCGUGCUCGGCGGACAUUGAUGGGGAUGAGACGCGGUUUGUGUUUGGGGGCAACAGUGGGUAUGGCGUUUUCGAGCGCGAGACCGGAGAACAUCGGGUCGUGAGGGGGAUGUGGAGGGAUGCUGAGAGGUUGGAGGAUGGGGGUGGGAGGGCUGGGGUGGGGAGGUGUAAGGAGGAGAGGAUGAGGAGUAAUGAUGGCGCCGUUGACGCUAGGGGGCGCUACUUCGUGGGCACGAUGAACGAUCCCGCUCUCGUUGGCGAGAACUUCACGGAUGAAGGCGUGCUCUUCCGCCUGGAUCCCGACUUGAGCCUCCACCGAGUCACAGAGGGUGUGACGAUCCCCAACGGCACGUCAUGGUCUGCGGACAACAAGACCAUGUAUUUUACGGAUUCCCCUUCCGGCAAGAUCGUGGCGUACCCGUAUGAUUUGGAGACUGGUGAGGCGAUGUGGGAUGAGGGCAAGACGUUCUUUACCUGUCCCUAUGAAGGCGGUGUGCCAGAUGGCCACUGCCAGGACGAGGAAGGCCACUUUUGGGUUGCCUGCUUCGGCACGAGCAAGGUCGUCCGGGUUGAUCCCAAUGGCAACGUCGUGGCAGAGGUAGAGGUCCCGACACGCUGCGUGACUUGUCCGACCCUCUGUGGCACUGAACUCUUCAUCACCACUGCUGCUGAGCUGGAUCCUGAGAAGUAUCCGCGGAGCACCAAGUAUCAGGGAAGUGUCUUCAAGGUGGAUGUUGGUGUUAGAGGUAAGCCGCUGAACAAGUUUAAGAUGGUGGGCGAGGUGUAG